Molecule: messenger RNA, 1649 nt
Organism: Cervus elaphus (red deer)
Lineage: Eukaryota; Metazoa; Chordata; Mammalia; Artiodactyla; Cervidae
Gene: ARL2
Product: ADP ribosylation factor like GTPase 2
Exons: 5
Coding region: 539-1300 (253 amino acids)
Biological process (GO): protein folding
Cellular component (GO): microtubule cytoskeleton; cytoplasm
Molecular function (GO): GTPase activity; GTP binding
Source: RefSeq, a predicted model, not a curated record
CUCGGUUAGUGUGGGUCCGGCUGUCCAUCUCACGGCCAGUCGGAAUCCCCGCGGUUGACUGCUUGUAGGCCCGAGGGCCUUGCCGACUUUCUGAGUCUCGCUCGUAGGCAGCCACAUCCGUUCCCCCUCCUCCGUGCCAGCCUGGGGCGGGGUGGGGGGCAAGCUGAGAUCCAAGAGCUGGGCCGGCCUCACCCCCAGCAGAGAGGAGACAUUUAUGUGCACAAGUAACUUAGUAAUAUUUACAUCAUGUCUGUUUUAAGAACCCUGAGACAGGCACAGAGAAUUCACUCAUCCAGUAAACAUUUAUUGAGCGCCUGUUCUGUGCUAGGUUCUGUCCUGGGCGGCUAGGGAAAACAGCAAAACAAACAAAAAUCCUACCUUUGGACAUUUUGUGUGAUACUGAGGGAAGAAAGAUGUUAGCAAAGUUAAUAAGUAAAAUAUAUAGCACUUACAGAGAAUAAUCCUGCAUAAAUACGGUGGUCAAAGAAGACCAUACUGAGAAAGUGACAGUUGAAUCUAGACAGGUGAGGGAUGAAUUAUGUGGAGAUCUGGGGAAGACUGUUUAAGCAAAGGGAGCAACAAGUGUAAAGGUCUCCGAGGAGGAAGCCAACUGGUGUGUCCAAAGGACUGUCGAGGAGGGAAGUGUGACCUGAGGGAGCGAAAACACUGGAAGACUAGGUCAGAUGGAGGAGGUAUUUCAGGUCAGGCAGGUACUCAGCAUACUUUGAUAUGUGGUCAGAGAGGGGCCCUGGGAUGGUGUCACCAGCCCACAGAGCCUGGGGGCUUCUCCUUAACCUGGCACGCCCCCAGGGGCCUGGACAAUGCCGGCAAGACAACCAUCCUCAAGAAGUUCAACGGUGAAGACAUCGACACCAUCUCCCCCACACUGGGCUUCAACAUCAAGACCUUGGAGCACCGAGGAUUCAAGCUGAACAUUUGGGAUGUGGGCGGCCAGAAGUCCCUGCGGUCCUACUGGCGGAACUACUUUGAGAGCACCGACGGCCUCAUCUGGGUGGUGGACAGCGCCGACCGCCAGCGCAUGCAGGACUGCCAGAGGGAGCUCCAGAACCUGCUGGUGGAGGAGCGCCUGGCCGGAGCGACCCUCCUCAUCUUUGCCAACAAGCAAGACCUGCCCGGAGCACUGUCCUCUAACGCCAUCCGCGAGGCCCUGGAGCUGGACUCCAUCCGUAGCCAUCACUGGUGCAUCCAGGGCUGCAGCGCCGUCACCGGGGAGAACCUGCUGCCUGGCAUCGACUGGCUCCUGGAUGACAUCUCCAGCCGCAUCUUCAUGGCCGACUGAGCUGCUCCUGAUGCCCCCACACCCAGCUCACAGUCCAGGCGCCCCCCCACCCCCCCACCACCAAGCACCAUCCCUGGAAGGGUGGGAGUCCACCAGCCCAACUAACAGCCCCCGCCCCCCUCCAUACCCUGCUGCUGCUGCUGCUGCCCACCGCUGCUCUGUGGCCAGCCGGCUCCCGAGGCGGGAGCCCUGUCACCCUGGCUGUCCCCCUGGCUCCUGACCCGGCCCACCUGCAGCUGCGGGACCAGGAGGAGAGGGCUGUGGCUGGGAGGGGGAGGCCUCUGCUGCUAUCGAGGCUGUGGGCCUCAUCAUUUGCUCAGCUGUGAGAAUAAAUCAUUCCCCGCUCCCA